Messenger RNA from Soboliphyme baturini, 579 nucleotides. Lineage: Eukaryota; Metazoa; Nematoda; Enoplea; Dioctophymatida; Soboliphymatidae. The record is from the annotation of a GenBank genome assembly.
AUGGAAAACCAAAAUCCAGCGGUCGCCGUAGCCGACCUAGUGGACGAAGCUGACCAUGACUUCAAGAACUGCGAGACUUUGUUCAACAACUAUCGAACGAAACUUAAUGAACUUAGUGAAUCACAGAAGUCUUGCCGUCAGGUUCUGGACAAACAGUUACAGAACGUAGUCCAACUGAAGAAGAAAUGGAAGGCACUAAGAAGCAGUCCAGAAUCUCAAAUGACUGAUACCCAGUGGGCGAGCCGCCUCGAGGAUUUGCAGGAAUUGGAGAACAGACUUCAUUUCUUUCUGUCGUACUUUCCAAACAAAAGCGGUGAACCGUUCAAUUUCAGUGUCUACCUGAAAAUCAUUCUCGGCGACGUGGACGUGUCUAUCCUGGACCGAUCAGCAAAGUUCCGCUACAAGGACGAAUACGAAAAGUUCAAGUUUUGGCUUACGUUCAUCUCUAUGCUGUUGGCUUUGGCCGCUUACUUCUGUCACCUCAGGGUAAUCGAUGCCGUAUUCAUCUUUUUCCUCGUUUGGUACUACUGCACGCUCACCAUUCGCGAAAGUAUUCUGCGAUGCAAUGGUUCCAGGUAA